GCCGCCAGCACCGCCGGGGGCCACCAGCCUCACCAUCUUCCUAGCUGGCGGGCAGGGGCAGGUCGUCGGAGGGAGCGUGGUGGGCGCGCUCAUCGCUGCCGGCCCGGUCAUCGUGAUCGCCGCGUCGUUCACCAACGUCGCGUACGAGCGGCUUCCUCUCGAAGAUGAGGAGGCGCCACCGCUCCAGAUGCAGCCACCUGUGUCGCAGGGGCCGGGAAGUGGCGGCGGGACUAACGGUGGCGGUGGUAAUGCUGGGAAUCCGUUCCCGGACCCUUCGAGCUUGCCGUUCUUUAAUCUGCCUCUCAACAUGCCGCAGUUGCCGGUGGAGGGACACGGCGGGUGGUCCGGGAGUGCUGCAGGCCGGCCACCCUACUGAUCGCAGGUUGUGAUACUUGGUCGUAAUUAACCAUCGAUCCAUGGAAUGAGAUCAUCAUGAGAAGAUGGUGGAGCAAAUUCAUGGCCGCAGCAAAGGUUAGACAUGAAUUUAUAAGGAUCUCCAUGGACAACUCCCUCUCUCUCACUCUCUCUCUCUCUUUCUGAUGUUUUGAUCAUUUUUCUCUGGUUGUCUGCCAUCUCCGUGUUGAUGUUCUUGUUAAAUAUUUGUUAUCCAUUAUGCAAACCAAAGUCUUUUUUCAUAAAACAAUGGGUUUGAGAGUACUAGAUGCCCUGGCACUUGGAUUUAACUCGAUCUCUACUUGGAGUACACUAUCUGACCUUCUA
Elaeis guineensis (African oil palm) is the source of this 720-nucleotide messenger RNA. The record is from RefSeq and is a predicted model, not a curated record. NCBI's taxonomy places the organism in Eukaryota, Viridiplantae, Streptophyta, Magnoliopsida, Arecales, Arecaceae.